AUGAACAACGGGCGGAGUUAUCGCCGCGUGUGGAUCUCCAGAGGGGCCAGCGGUAAAGUAGAGACGGCGCGAGACCCGAAGCGGCGCGCCCGCACCGCAGCGCAGCGCGACAGCGCGGCCCGGGCGCGAGGUGAGUUGCUGCUUAAUGAAAUUGAGAUUCUCAAACUGCCGGUUUGCUGGGGUGGUCGACGGCGUGAAGGCGGCGCAAUGAGAGAGCGCGAUGUCCAGAUAUUCCCGCUGUCCUCACCAGAAUGCGUCGGGCACGGCCACCCUCGCGCCUCUGCACCAGCCGCAGCUCAGGUGAUCUUCAUCGCAGGCAUCCUGACGGGCAUCUCGCUGACGAUCGCGGGCAGUGUGCUGCGGCACGCGCCGUCGCGCACGCUCUCUCCGUCGCCGUCGUCGUCUAGCGGCGGCGCGGAGGGCGGCGGCGGCGGCGGCCGGGACAAGGCGGUGCUGGUGUACAUCGGCUGCCUGGUGGGGCUGGUGUGCGCGCUGCUGCUGGCCGUGCAGUGCUGCGUGCGACGCAACGUGAAGCGGCGCAAGCGGGCGCUGCGCAUGUCGAUGGCGGCGGCGGCGGCCGGGCGGCGAGGGCUGGCGCACGCUCACGCGCACGCCCACGCGCACGCGUCGGCCGGCACGCUCCCGCACCCGCACGCCCACGCGCACGCCCACCCGCACGCCCACGCGCCCCCGCCCGGCGCGCAGCAGGGCCCCGUCCACCUGGCGCACGGCGGGGACAUCCCGCUGCAGGAGCUGCAGUACCAACCGCUGCUGGUGCGCCUGGUGCAGCAGCAGGCCACGGCGGCGUCUUCCUCGUCGUCGGGCAACCAAAGACUAGCGGCCGCCGCCGCCGCCGCCGCGGGCCCCGCCCCCGCGCACUACCACCGCCCCGGCCACGCCGCCCCCGCCGCCUACAGGAUGGAGAAGAUUUAG
Gryllus bimaculatus (two-spotted cricket) is the source of this 933-nucleotide messenger RNA. NCBI's taxonomy places the organism in Eukaryota, Metazoa, Arthropoda, Insecta, Orthoptera, Gryllidae. The record is from the annotation of a GenBank genome assembly.